AUGGAUUCUGUGAAAGUAAUCUCCACAGGUACAAUCCAAGCACCGAGUCACAACAAUGGCAACUCAUCUCAAACAAUCGAGUUAACACCAUGGGAUCUUCAGUUCCUCCAACUAGAAACCAUACAAAAAGGUCUUCUUUUCCACCAACCCACUCUCGCAUCAAACCAAAACCAAAUCAAUCAUUUGAAACAAACUCUUUCAACCACACUCUCCUUCUUCCCUCCCUUAACAGGCCGUCUCAUUAUCACACAACACAACGACCACAACAACAACGCUUCAUGUUCCAUCCUUUGCAACAACGUUGGUGCUCUCUUCGUUCACGCCAUAGCGGAAAACACUACCGUUUCCGACAUCCUUCAACCCAACUACAUACCUCCCAUUGUUCACUCCUUUUUCCCACUUAACGGCGUUAAAAACCACGAAGCCACUUCCCAGCCAAUUCUAGCAGUCCAAGUAACGGAGUUAAGUAACGGAAUCUUCAUUGCUUUCACUAUCAACCACGUUGUUUCAGACGGCAAGUCGUUUUGGCAUUUCGUCAACUCUUGGUCACAAAUCUCAAAAGGUUCUCAGAAAAUAACUAAACUGCCUUCACUUCAACGUUGGUUCCCAAACGACAUUGAACUUCCAAUACGAUUCCCUUUCACUAAAAAAGAAUCACAGAACAGAAGCAGUUCUAAAAAGUUACCAGAAAGAAUCUUUCAUUUCACCAAGGAGAAAAUCGCAGAACUGAAAUCAAAAGCAAACGCUGAAGCCAAAACCCAAACAGAUGAAACUAAAAUAUCUUCCCUUCAAGCGCUACUAUCUCACAUUUGGCGUCGCGUUGUUCGUUGCAAAAAACCAGAUCCACUAGAAGAUAUUCGUUACGUGUUAAGUAUAGGUGCUAGACCUAGAAUGAUUCCGCCGCUGGAAGAUGAUUAUUUUGGAAAUGCUGCGGUGUUUGCUGGUUUGGCGAUGAAAGCCGAGGACAUUCUAGAGGGUGGAAUCGGAAAAGUUGGUUUGGAGAUGAACAAGUUGAUUAUGUUACAUUGUGAUGAGAAAAUAAGGAAUAAUUAUGAGUGUUGGUUGAGAGUGCCGAGGUUGAUAGAGGUUGCUGGUUUGGCAAAUGAUAAUUCAUUGGCAACUAGUAGUUCUCCAAGGUUUGAUGUUUAUGGUAAUGAUUUUGGUUGGGGGAAGCCUGUGGCGGUUAGAAGUGGGGGUGCUAAUAAGAGUAAUGGGAAGAUUACUGUGUUUGCUGGAACUGAAGAAGGUAGUAUUGAUAUUGAAAUUUGUCUUUGUAACGGGAUUUUGGAAGCUUUGGGAAAUGACACUGAGUUUGUGGUUCCUAUUUCUAAGUAA
This is a messenger RNA of Vicia faba (fava bean), 1335 nucleotides long. NCBI's taxonomy places the organism in Eukaryota, Viridiplantae, Streptophyta, Magnoliopsida, Fabales, Fabaceae. The record is from the annotation of a GenBank genome assembly.